UUAUUGUAAAGGGGUAAAGUUUUCGGGUCCGUCACGUGACCCUGACAGGUCCGGCCUAUGGCGCGGCGGACCACCCACGCCGAGGGCCACGGAGCGGCUUAAUAGCAACAGCCUUGGGAUUGUGCGUCCGCGCCGCGCUCGCCGAGAGACCCGCGGCCCGCGCCGGGGUUCUUACCCUUUCCGCUGCUUUUGUAAAGACGGAGGAGGAGGAAGAGAAGACGAAGAGUAAGACCAAGAAAAAGACGACGACAGGAAAGACAAAGAGACCUGCGGCGGCCCGGCCAGGGGGAGACCGAGGAAGGCCGGGAGAAGACGGAGAAGCGUUGGACGAGGAAAAAAGGGCUGAAUGUGAACUCCAAGCCCGGGUCCGCGCCCUUGGCACCGCGCUCCGGGCAGGGGCUGACGGCCGGCGAUGGGGAAGGCGACCGGCCGAAAAGCGCCGCUGUGGCUGAGAGCGAAGUUUCAGAGACUUUUAUUUAAACUGGGUUGUUACAUUCAAAAAAACUGCGGCAAGUUCUUGGUUGUGGGCCUGCUCAUAUUUGGGGCCUUCGCGGUGGGAUUAAAGGCAGCUAAUCUGGAGACCAACGUGGAGGAGCUGUGGGUGGAAGUUGGUGGACGAGUAAGUCGUGAAUUAAAUUAUACUCGCCAGAAGAUUGGAGAAGAGGCUAUGUUUAAUCCUCAACUCAUGAUACAGACCCCGAAGGAAGAAGGUGCUAAUGUACUGACCACAGAAGCGCUCCUACAACACCUGGACUCAGCACUCCAGGCCAGCAGAGUCCACAUAUACAUGUACAACAGGCAGUGGAAAUUGGAACAUUUGUGUUAUAAAUCAGGAGAACUUAUCACAGAAACAGGUUACAUGGAUCAGAUAAUAGAAUAUCUUUACCCUUGUUUAAUUAUUACUCCACUGGACUGCUUCUGGGAAGGGGCAAAAUUACAGUCUGGGACAGCAUACCUCCUAGGUAAACCUCCUUUGCGGUGGACAAACUUUGACCCUUUGGAAUUCCUAGAAGAGUUAAAGAAAAUAAACUAUCAAGUGGACAGCUGGGAAGAAAUGCUGAAUAAGGCAGAAGUUGGUCAUGGGUACAUGGACCGUCCCUGCCUCAAUCCAGCUGAUCCAGACUGCCCUGCCACUGCCUCCAACAAAAAUUCAACCAAACCUCUUGAUAUGGCCCUUGUUUUGAAUGGUGGAUGUCAUGGAUUGUCCAGAAAGUAUAUGCACUGGCAGGAGGAAUUGAUUGUGGGUGGCACAGUCAAGAACAGCACUGGGAAACUUGUCAGCGCCCAUGCCCUGCAGACCAUGUUCCAGUUAAUGACACCCAAGCAGAUGUACGAGCACUUCAAGGGCUAUGAGUAUGUCUCGCACAUGAACUGGAACGAGGACAAGGCAGCAGCCAUCCUGGAGGCCUGGCAGAGGACGUACGUGGAGGUGGUUCAUCAGAGCGUCACCCAGAACUCCACUCAAAAGGUGCUUUCCUUUACCACCACGACCCUAGACGACAUCCUAAAAUCUUUCUCUGAUGUCAGUGUGAUCCGCGUGGCUAGUGGCUACUUACUGAUGCUUGCCUAUGCCUGUUUAACCAUGCUGCGCUGGGACUGCUCCAAGUCCCAGGGUGCCGUGGGGCUGGCUGGCGUCCUGUUGGUUGCACUGUCAGUGGCUGCAGGAUUGGGCCUGUGCUCAUUGAUCGGGAUUUCCUUUAACGCUGCAACAACUCAGGUUUUGCCAUUUCUUGCUCUUGGUGUUGGCGUGGAUGACGUUUUUCUCUUGGCACAUGCAUUUAGUGAAACAGGACAGAAUAAAAGGAUCCCUUUUGAGGAUAGGACUGGGGAGUGCCUCAAGCGCACAGGAGCCAGCGUGGCACUCACCUCCAUCAGCAAUGUCACUGCCUUCUUCAUGGCGGCACUGAUCCCCAUUCCCGCACUGCGGGCCUUCUCCCUGCAGGCUGCAGUUGUGGUGGUCUUCAAUUUUGCCAUGGUGCUGCUCAUUUUUCCUGCAAUUCUCAGCAUGGAUUUAUAUCGACGUGAGGACAGGAGAUUGGAUAUUUUCUGCUGUUUUACAAGCCCCUGCGUCAGCAGAGUGAUCCAGGUUGAACCUCAGGCCUACACAGAGGCACACAGUGCCACGCGCUACAGCCCCCCACCCCCCUACAGCAGCCACAGCUUUGCCCACGAAACACACAUCACCAUGCAGUCCACGGUCCAGCUUCGCACCGAGUACGACCCACACACGCACGUGUACUACACCACCGCCGAGCCACGCUCCGAGAUCUCUGUGCAGCCUGUCACUGUCACCCAGGACACCCUGAGCUGCCAGAGCCCCGAGAGCACCAGCUCCACCAGGGACCUGCUCUCCCAGUUCUCGGACUCCAGCCUCCACUGCCUUGAGCCUCCCUGCACCAAGUGGACGCUCUCAUCCUUUGCCGAGAAGCACUAUGCCCCUUUCCUCCUGAAACCCAAAGCCAAGGUCGUGGUGAUCUUCCUUUUCCUGGGCUUGCUUGGGGUCAGCCUUUAUGGGACCACUCGAGUAAGAGACGGGCUGGACCUUACAGACAUUGUCCCUCGGGAAACCAGAGAAUAUGACUUUAUUGCUGCACAAUUCAAAUACUUUUCUUUCUACAAUAUGUAUAUAGUCACCCAGAAAGCAGACUACCCGAAUAUCCAGCACUUACUUUACGACCUUCACAAGAGUUUCAGUAAUGUGAAGUAUGUCCUGUUGGAAGAAAACAAACAGCUUCCUAAAAUGUGGCUACACUACUUUAGAGACUGGCUGCAAGGACUUCAGGAUGCAUUUGACAAUGACUGGGAAACUGGGAAAAUCAUGCCAAACAACUACAAAAAUGGAUCAGAUGAUGGGGUCCUUGCCUACAAACUCCUAGUGCAAACUGGCAGCCGGGAUAAACCCAUCGACAUCAGCCAGUUGACUAAACAGCGUCUGGUGGAUGCAGAUGGCAUCAUUAAUCCCAGCGCUUUCUACAUCUACCUGACGGCUUGGGUCAGCAAUGACCCUGUUGCUUAUGCUGCCUCCCAGGCCAACAUCCGACCCCACCGACCAGAGUGGGUUCACGACAAAGCGGACUACAUGCCAGAAACAAGGCUGAGAAUUCCAGUGGCCGAACCCAUCGAGUACGCCCAGUUCCCUUUCUACCUCAACGGCUUGCAAGACACCUCAGACUUUGUGGAAGCCAUUGAAAAAGUGCGAACCAUCUGCAACAACUACACAAGCCUGGGGCUUUCAAGCUACCCCAAUGGCUACCCCUUCCUCUUCUGGGAACAGUACAUCAGCCUGCGCCACUGGCUGCUGCUGGCCAUCAGUGUGGUGCUGGCCUGCACGUUCCUGGUGUGCGCGCUCUUCCUGCUGAACCCCUGGACAGCUGGGAUCAUUGUGAUGGUCCUGGCUUUGAUGACAGUGGAGCUCUUUGGCAUGAUGGGCCUCAUUGGGAUCAAGCUGAGUGCUGUGCCUGUGGUCAUCUUGAUUGCAUCUGUGGGCAUUGGAGUAGAAUUCACUGUUCACGUGGCUUUGGCCUUCCUCACUGCCAUUGGCGACAAGAACCGAAGGGCCAUGCUCGCUUUAGAGCACAUGUUUGCACCUGUUCUGGAUGGUGCUGUGUCUACUCUGCUCGGAGUACUGAUGCUUGCAGGGUCUGAGUUUGAUUUCAUUGUCAGGUAUUUCUUUGCUGUUCUGGCGAUCCUCACUAUCCUGGGUGUUCUCAAUGGACUAGUUUUGCUUCCGGUCCUUUUGUCUUUCUUUGGACCAUAUCCUGAGGUCUCUCCAGCAAACGGCCUAAACCGGCUGCCCACCCCUUCCCCUGAGCCACCCCCAAGUGUGGUCCGGUUUGCAGUACCUCCCAGUCACAUGAACAAUGGAUCUGAUUCCUCUGACUCGGAGUACAGUUCUCAGACGACUGUGUCAGGCAUCAGUGAGGAACUUCGGCACUAUGAGGCUCAGCAGGGCACAGGGGGCCCUGCCCACCAUGUGAUCGUGGAAGCCACAGAAAACCCUGUCUUUGCCCGUUCCACUGUGGUUCACCCCAAAUCAAGGCGUCCCCCACCCACGAUCCCUCGACCUCAUCCCUGCCUGGACUCGGGGUCCCUGCCCCCUGGACAGCAAGGCCAGCAGCCCCACAGGGACCCCUCCAGAGAAGGCUUGCGGCCACCUCCCUACAGACCGCGCAGAGACGCUUUUGAAAUUUCUACUGAAGAUCACUCUGGCCCCAGCAACAGGGACCGUGCUGGCCCCCGGGGGACCCGACCUCGGAACCCAGCACCCACAGCCGCAGGCAGCACCAUGCCUGGCUACUGCCAGCCCAUCACCACGGUGACGGCUUCUGCUUCCGUGACAGUGGCCGUACACCCCCCGCCCGGGCCUGGGCGGAACCCUCGAGUGGGGCCCUGCCCAGGUUAUGAGGGCUACCCUGAGACUGACCACAGGCUAUUUGAGGACCCCCACGUACCUUUUCAUGUCCGGUGCGAGAGGAGGGACUCGAAGGUAGAAGUCAUAGAGCUGCAGGACGUGGACUGCGAGGAAAGACCCCGGGGAGGCAGCUCCGGCUGAGGGUGAUUGAAUCUGAAGCAAAGAGGCCAAAGAUUGGAACCCCCACCCCACCCCGCCCCCACCUCUUUCCAGGACUGCUUGAAGAGAACUGCUUGGAGUUUCGGACAAGAUGUGCUGCCCAGAAGAGCAGUUCAUUGUUACUGUAACCGAUUGUAUUAUUUUGUUAAAUAUUUCUAUAAAUAUUUAAGAGAUGUACACAUAUGUAAUAUAGGAGGAAAGGAUGUAAAGUAGCAAGGCCUGGAGUCCCCCCACUCCAGCCCGAGUUGGGAGCUGGAAGGGGGCCUCUCCCUCUCUGUACAUUGAUUGGGCUCUGUGCCACAACCAAGCUUAACUUAGUCUGAAAUUUCCAGCAUAUGUUGCUGCUGCUUAAAUAUUGUAUAAUUUACCUGUAUAAUUCUAUGCAAAUAUUGCUUAUGUAAUAGGAUUAUUUUGUAAAGUUUCUGUUAAAAUAUUUUAAAUUUGCAUAUCACAACCCUGUGGUAGUAUGAAACGUUACUGUUAACUUUCAAACACGCUAUGCGUGAUAAUUUUUGUUGUUGUUUAAUGUGCAGAGACGAAGAAAGCAGGUUAAACCCAGUGGCUUCUCUAGGGGUAGUGAAUGUGGUUCUCUGGUUUAGCUGUGUGUGUGAACUUGCGUGUGAUUUCCCAGUGUACUGUACUGUGAUUUUUUUUUUGUCUUGUUUGUUUUUCUUGCUGUCUUUUACCCUAGCAAGCUCUGACCCAGUCAGGCUGGAAGAAUCAAGAUGUCUUUAUGGCUCUGGGCUGGGGGAGGGCUAGCCCCCAAACAACUUGCCCCUUUCUCUGGAAAUGGUCCAACAGCAAGUAGACUUGCUUCCUGUCUGUGGUAUCUCUGAAGGUCAUUGGUUGCCCUCCAGACUCCCCACCUUGUGCUUCAGAGAAAGUAAGUUCCUUCACAGGCAUCAUUGUGAUGGUGUUGGAAUCUCAGGGUAUAGAGCUGAUAGCCCUCGUUGGUGGUAGAGAAUUUUUGACAUGCAGAGUUGGGAGUCCUUGCUGGGCCAUGAAAUAUGCUCUGGAUAUAUACUCUGAGAUACACACACACACACACACACAGCUCUGCUAUAGGUAGAAGAAUUUGUUGGGUUUAUUCUGGGCCCACAGUAAGCCCAGAGAUGAUGUUCUGAGUCCCUCCAAUGUAAACUCCCUCUCUUUCUAAAUUGAACAGCUGGUUGGGGCUGCCUGGAUCUGUUCAUGUCUUUAAAACGUGAAUGGUGAGCUUGUGACACGGUGAUACAGAAUCAGAAGUUCUGUGGACUCUGAGCCUCUGAGAAUUCUUCUCACUGUGUCCAUGUUAGGUGCAUACUUCAUGAACAAGUCAAACUUGGUCUCCUUCCCCUCUCCAUGUUCUUUCACUGUGACAUUUAUUGAAGAGCAGAAAGCUGCUCACUGCAUACACCCCAUGAAAGAAUGUAGAUGGAGGCAGAUUUCUCUACCAGGUAUUACUUUGAAAGGUUGCUUCUGUGUGGAUUCUGUUCUCUUGCUCUGUGGCCUGGGCUCCCUAACCUCUGUAGCCAGACAUCAGGGCAUGCACUGCCAACUUGUCUCAGAGAAAAGGACCCAGUGCCCACUAGAGCUUCAGCCACUGUGAGGAGCACUCUGUGGCAGCUACAAGGAAAAUCUUAGGAGAAAGGCAUCUGGCCCCCAGUGAUACCAGCAGUUUAGCAACCUCAGACCCUAAAACUUACCGAACACUGUAAGGUACUAAUCGGAAGCCACCUGUGGUGCCAGGUGUAUGUGUUAAUAUGCUGGGACCCAGGCCAUCCAGCUGCUACUGUCUUGGUGCCUUCCUGUCAGCCACACUGCCUGCCAGCAUAACACAGACUAUGCUCAGAAAACAUGUCUUGAGUUGAAGGGAGAGAUGCAGAGUUCUAAAGCCAGCUUUCCUGCAGCUGCUGGUGUGCCCUUCCUUUCCCAUGCUGAGCUUGUGAGCCCCCAUGGUUUCUGUACAGAAUAGAACUUUCCAUGGGUCACAGUGGCCAAGGGAGGGCUCAGGCUGGUGGGAAACUAGUGUCUCUCUCUGUCUCUGUCUCCCUGUCUCUGCCUCUCUCCUUUGUAGAUUUGUCUGUCUUUGUUCAUUUGGAUGUUUUAAUUUUUUAAAAAAUUCUUUGCUGAUAUUUAUAAUUUUGUAUCAUAAGAAUGUUUUCCUACAGUAUUUGUCAUGCCAGUUUAUAACAAAAAUGCAGGGAUUUUAUUUCUAUUGGAAACACUAUUACAGCUAUGUUUUACUUUUGAACAGAAUUUUUAUAUGUAUAGAGUGCUUACUAAUGUUAAAUAGUUCAGAGUAUAUAACAUUUACAUUAAGGACUCAUAGUAGGUUUUAGUGUAAGGAGUUUAAAGGAAAUAUUCAAACUGGGUCUUGUUGUCUGCCAAUUUGGGUGGAGAUGAGUUUGUGUCAUUUCAAUUACAAAGAUAAAAGUAUGCCAUAUAAUUUAUUUAUAUGAAAAUUUAUUUUUGUAGUGUACAUAGUAGUCAUCAAGUCUUUUGACAGAAGUAUAUUUUUAAAGAAUUUAUAUGUGAUGAAUCCAUAAUGUCUGGAACUUUGCUGAGACAUAAGUGGGGACACUUUUCACUGUAAAUUACAACAGGAAAAUAAAUGUCUAACAGUGUUAAGAGAGUGAGAGCGCAAGUGGGUGCUCCUGUGAUUGUGAAAUGUCAUUUAGUUACCAUUCAUGACCUAGUAUGGUUCUCAUACCUUGGAAGGUAAAAAUGUACAAACUCUCUAAAUAUUAAUGUUCAAACACUGAUAGAAAUUCUAACAUGAAUAAAAAAUAAUAUAACUUCUUGGGUA
Heterocephalus glaber (naked mole-rat) is the source of this 7358-nucleotide messenger RNA. It is a transcript of the gene Ptch1, whose product is annotated as patched 1. The record is from RefSeq and is a predicted model, not a curated record. Gene Ontology annotation, cellular component: plasma membrane. Gene Ontology annotation, biological process: negative regulation of smoothened signaling pathway. NCBI's taxonomy places the organism in Eukaryota, Metazoa, Chordata, Mammalia, Rodentia, Bathyergidae. Gene Ontology annotation, molecular function: hedgehog family protein binding; smoothened binding; hedgehog receptor activity.